This is a messenger RNA of Salvia splendens (bonfire salvia), 1806 nucleotides long. RefSeq lists its product as uncharacterized. The transcript has 6 exons. The record is from RefSeq and is a predicted model, not a curated record. Lineage: Eukaryota; Viridiplantae; Streptophyta; Magnoliopsida; Lamiales; Lamiaceae. Bases 7 to 1437 code for a protein of 476 amino acids.
UUGAGGAUGAAUUCUUGGGCAGAAUGGAUGCAAGACCAAGAAAAGCUUGCUGAAGCAAAUGUCAAUAUUAAGGUUCCGGAUAAUAGAGAUGAAGUACCAAAUAUGGUCCUGGCAGAAAUGGAUAUUGGGUCAACAGAUAAUGUUGCUGAAUGUAAUGUGUCUAUCAAGUUACCAAAAGAUGAAGAUGAAUUCCAGAUCAGAGAAAAGGUGGAUACAAGACCAACACAACAUUGUGCUGAAGGGAAUGCGACUAUGAAAAGAGAAAAGAGGCGACAAAAAAAAGAUAAGAAGGCAAAAGUUGAGGAUGAAUUCUCUGGCAGAAGGGAUACCGGACCAACAGAAAAGCUUGCUGAAGUAAAUUUAAAUGCCAAUGUUCUAGCGACUAGAGAUGAAGUGCCGAAUGUGGGUAUGACCCCAAUGGAUACAGGGUCAACAGAUAUUGUUGCUGAAAGGAAUGUGAUUAUUGAGAAACCAAAAGUUCAAGAUGAAUUCCAGAUAAUAGACCAGGCAAAAGUGGAUACAGGACCGACACAAAGUCUUGAAGGAAAUGCGACUGUGAAAAGAAAAAAGAGACGAGGAAAGGCCAAGAAGGCAAAAGUUAAGGAUGAAUUCUCUAGCAGAAUGGAUGAAGGAUCGACAGAAAAUCUGGAGAGGGGAAACAGUCAUGCUGAGGAGAGGAGUGCAGUCCCUACUUGCAAUGCAUGUACUGCGACGGAUGCGGAAAUCUUAUGGCUUAAAACGACUCCGAUUGUUUCAGUUAGGAAAAAACUUAUUGUCCUUGAUAUAAAUGGUCUGCUUGCAAAUGUAGUAUUCCCAGCACCAAAACAUUAUAAAGCGGAUAUUAAAGUAUGUGGAAGAGCAGUUUUCAAGAGACCCUUCUGCGAUGAUUUUUUGAAGUUAUGUUUCCAGAACUUUUAUGUGGGCAUAUGGUCAUCAAGAACCAAGAAAAUACUUGAUGCAGUUGUGAGAUAUUUACUGGGAGAUCAAAAGGACAAGUUGCUAUUUUGUUGGGAUAUGAGAUAUUGUACACAAACAGGGUCCAAAACUCUUGAAAAUUGUCAUAAGCCCUUGGUCUGCAAGGAGCUAAGGAACAUUUGGGAAAAGGAUGAUCCUAGUCUCCCAUGGCAAAAAGGAGAUUUUAAUGAAACAAACACAGUGUUGCUGGAUGAUUCUCCUUACAAGUCCUUACUAAAUCCUUUGCAUUCAGCAAUCUCUCCCAAUCCGUACCAGUACUCUGACACCAAUGAUAAUUCACUAGGUCCCGGAGGUGAUCUUCGAGUUUAUUUGGAAGGUCUGGCAAAUGUGCAGAAUUAUGUGGAGCAACACCCGUUUGGUCAAAGUCCUAUAGGUGAACAAGACCUUUCUUGGGAGUUCUACUGUAGGGUACUCAAACAGAUGUCCAACAAUGAAAUAUCCCAAUCCGAAGUUGAGGCUUAAAUUAGCUCAAGAGGCUUUUAGGGCUUACGUUUAGGCUUAUAGCAAAGGAUGUUUUCUUUUUGAACAAUGAUUUUGUGUUAGGUGAAAUGUUGAUGCGUUGGGAUUCACCCGAGAAGGUAUAUUUGCUACAUUAGGAGCGUUAGCCAAUGGGACCCGUCAAGGAAUUUGGCUAUCUUGGACUGGUACAGUCGUGGCCGUCGUCCACCAUGGCUUUGGUCUAUGGUAGAGGCUCACCUGUCAAUCUGUCAUUAUACUGACCUUGGUUUUGAUGCCGUUAAAAGGGGGUGGUAUUUUUGUAAUUUACCCUUGAAGAAAAAUAUUUUCAUUUGAUCCUCUCAUUAUUGCAUUUAAUGUGUAUGAAAGAGCAAA